Siniperca chuatsi (mandarin fish) is the source of this 7826-nucleotide messenger RNA. It is a transcript of the gene krt222, whose product is annotated as keratin 222. The record is from RefSeq and is a predicted model, not a curated record. Gene Ontology annotation, molecular function: structural molecule activity. Bases 4521 to 6149 code for a protein of 542 amino acids. The transcript is spliced from 11 exons. NCBI's taxonomy places the organism in Eukaryota, Metazoa, Chordata, Actinopteri, Centrarchiformes, Sinipercidae.
GCUCCUGAAAUUUGACUAACAAGUCACUACCUGCUUUUCCCUGUAACCCUCAGUUACGUGAUACCUCUGACAAAACACUCCUGCAAAUGUCGUGCGACGAAGGCUUUUUCUUGGAUCUUUGUGGGAGCAACAUGACAACUAAAAACAGGCUUGGUGGCAUUGUAGUCACAGUAGAAAUCAUCUGUCCCAGAUACUUAGAACAAAGCUGCCCGCAACGCCCUGACAGGUGUCGUUUUCCAGGAUUUUAACUAACGACAUUAAUAAUCGCCGUCAUCGUCAUCCCUGUUCUCUUGCCAACAGGAUUCCACGCUGCUGAGAGGGUGUGGGAGUGUGAUGACGAUGGAUGACAACCACAACCCUGACAAACUGUCAGCAAAACCACAUGAGAAAGUCAGCUGGCUGCUACCCCUCUGUCGUUUCUCUGUGGAAAGAAUAGAAGUCUAGGCAGACAGCAUUUGUACAAUGGUUGUAGCAGAUAGAAGUGUGCGGUCAGUCUGUAUUAAUGAUCCCCACAUCCUGCCUAUUAGCAAAGCAGGCUUGUUUACCCAAGGGAGAAGUCAUCUGAUCCUCAGAUACAGUAUUUGCAAAUUUACAAAAGUGGCUCCUGGAAGACAAAUUAGACACACAUUAAUUAAGAUUAAAAUGAGUUUAUCCUAACAGUGAAACCCUAUAUCACGACAGAUUCAGAUCUAACUGUACCAUUCACACUUAGGCUAUGGAUAAAAAAACUGCAUUUUUGUAAACUGAUCAUACUUUAAAGUAUACAGUAGGCUUUUCUUUUUGUAAUGUGAGCAAAUCAUUGAAGUGAGACUAUUUAACCUUUGAAAGAAGUAAAUAUAUUCUUCCUAUAUUCUUUCCUAUCAAAAGUUAAAUUGGUCUAGUAAGACCAGUAGCAUAUGGUGGCUAAUGUUAGCAAACUUAAGAUGAAUGUUGCUGUGACAAUACUAGUUAGUUUACUGACUUCACGACUCAUUUCUCUACUAAUGCCCAUGCGUUAACACCAGUAUUUAAAAAGCUGAAAUCUUUGUGGCAGUAAAUCCACACAAAUCUUUUUUUACGAGUUAAACUUUGGUGAACCACAAAUUUGCACUGUUGACCAAUCGCAAGCCGUCUUGCCAGUGACCUUUGAGAUAGGAUAGAGCCGGAGGGUCCAAAAUGGAGGAAGCUUUUAUAAAUUAUUAUUAUUUCUACACCAACCGCACUUCAUUCAACACCCCAAGACACCAUCACUGUUAUGGGUUACGAUCUAAGGACCCAAAAGCGGAACACAGCGAGGUGGAGAGUCGAAUAGUUGGUUUUAACAGUUUUUAUUUGUACACCAGUAUAGGUCGCUGAGCGCUCUUCCAGAGCGGGCGGAACAGGUGUAGUUCGCUGGGGACAGGUGCGCAGUCUACUGACACAGUCUGUGGAGCACCGGCUGGGUUCCAAGGGGCGUAGGCGCUGAGCAGGGCUUCUGGAUAUGGCUUGGGUAGCGUGGCUGGUAGAGCAGGGAAGCGGCGUUGCAGAGAUCAGGGAACACUCGGUGGGGAGUGACUCUGUGGCAGAGACAGACAGGGUUACACGAGAUAUAACAAUAACGCGUAACAAACUUAAACUUAACUGAGUCGAGAAGAGAGCCGUGGCGAAAGGUGUCGUACGGAGACGAUCUGGCGCUGGUUGUGAGGUAGAGCCAGGUAGAUAUACUAUGGAGACCGAUUGGAUGAUGAACUUCAGGUGUGCCGGUGAUGCGCAGCAGGAGGGAAAACCAGGGAACCCCGCCCAGGCCGGUACACACACACACACACACACACACACACACACACAGUGACAAACAGAGGACUGACAAGGAACACCAGGAGAAGAGAGCACACUAGAGUACACAAGGAUAGGGAAAGCAAUGUGGCUAACUAUGACAAUCACUGCAUAUCUGUCACACCGCACCUUUACUGCACUUUUGCUGCUGAUGUUUUUUGCACCCUCAGAAGUUGUAUUUUAUCGUUUUAUCGCUUAUAGUUUAUUUUCUUAUCUCAUUCCUGUCUUAUUUAUUCUUUGUAAAUAUGUGUGAAGUCUUAAACACAAACGCACCAUUUGAGGUUGAUGCAACUGCAAAUUCGUUGUGCUUGCACAAUGACAAUAAAGUUAUUGAACUUGAAAUUAUUAACUGUGUUGCACCAUCCACUUUUAUUUAACCUCCUCUGCUGGAUUAUAAACUAUUAAUGAGACAGGAGUCAAUGUCACAAAUAUGUCUCUUUAAUAAACUGCCUGAACUUAUUGUGAUGAUAGAGACUUACCUAGCUAGCUUUCUUACUGAUGGUUAUCAAGGUUGGUGGCUUGGAGAACUAUUCUGACUCAGCUUGCUAAAAUGUCAGCAGUUAGCUCGUCAGCUGAUUCAACAAACUAGCCCUGCUAGUCCAUUACGUCACUAAGCUUCUAGCACCACCUUUUUCACAAAGAUGCACAGAUAGACUUUGCUAUGACAUUUUCUGGUGUGACCAGACCAUUAAGCUGCAUUUAGCAUGUGAUUUCCACUUGCAGCCACAGUGGCCACUGUUCAGCAAGUUACAUAGUCUCAUGUAAGCAGUAUCAGAAAGCAUCAAUAACUUAAAGCUCCCCUCCAGACACAUUUUAAAGUAUGUAAAAAUACUCCGCUAUGAUUAAUAUUUUGUUUAACAUGGUCAUCCCACAUAAAAAGUAAAAAGAAACUGGAAGCACAUCUACUCUUUCUCCCUCAUUGAGAAAUUCUGGAUCUCUGAAUGCCCCGCCCACCACCGCUGCGUGUUAGGCUGACCGGUGUCGGUGAGAGCAUGGAUGUGGGUGAGAGACAUACAUCCAUGGUGAGAGAGCGGUGCGCGUCAAGAUUUGCUAGAGUUAGAGGAAACAUACCGUACAUGUUUGAGCCUCAGUCAGACCCAGAUGAGGAGUCUAUUGUGCACCAAAAUCGGCGACUAGCAGACUUAUCAGAAUGGUAAAUGUAGUUAGCAUCUUUUAUUUGUUUAUGUUGUUUGUUAGUUUGUAACUGGCAGUGGCUGACACAGUGUCAGUGGUUGUGAAACAUACAAUAAUAUCUGCUACGAUGUUACAGUGUGUUCACAUUGUUAUUACGUAACGUUAGUAGAUAGUGGAAGGAAGCUCCAGGGUCCGGUUACAUCCAAAAAACUGUACACUCUACCACGUUUGCUGGAUUGGCUUUUGAAUUUGUGACGUCCCAAAUCUAGCUUGAAUCUCAGAUUUUAGGGAAGUGUACAGACACUUCAGCAGAGGAAAUGAAAACACCUCUCUAGAGACAAACUUUGCACAGAUACAAGUCAGUAAAGUCAAGGUCUGACAUUUUAGGGGACAUAAACAUAAGAAAAACACAUUUUUGAGUGGAGGGGUACUUUAAAAUUUAGUUGUUGUUGUUGUAUGGUGUUAUUCUGUGCUUUAAAAAUGACCUGUCAAUCAGUUGGGGAACACCAAACACCGUUUGUUUACAUUUGGAUCACAAAGUACCCAAUGGAAUCUUUAUACCACACCCCUAACCUAACCAAACAUACAUCUUCUUAGCAUAACACCUUAAAUAUUUUCAAUACAAUAUUGAUGUCUGUGACAAUGCUAUACAGUCUGUCUGCUGGUUGUAGAAGAUAGCUAUGAAAAUAUAUUAAAAUUCCAGAAGCACUAAAGCCAUAAUGUGUCUCUGCCGAAAUGCAGGGCUGUAGUUGUGGUAUAUCAUUGUAUCCAAUGAUAUAAUGAAGCCACAUUAUGAUAUUUAGAAGAUGAAACCUUUGGCCCAGACAGACACAAACACUCUGUUAUUCUCUAAAACCAGCCAAUACUGUUGAGCAAUAUCUAACUCUGCACAAAGUGUGUAUUACAUGACUUCAGUGCAGUUUCCCAUUAAUUAUAGAACAUGGAACGGUAACCUCUUAUUAAAGCACCACUCAAAUCCACACAUACACUCACACACAGGUCCUGUCACUGCAUCUCCCUGAACAUUCCCUCCACAGCUUGUGUUGCUGCCUGUUUGAAAGCAGCUCAGUAAUCCUGGAUCAGAGAAUACAAAGGGCCCCAGAGUGCUGGUGAUGUAAGCACUGUGUCCAGUCAGUGCUUACCCCACUGCUCUCCCCUCUCCCACAUGCUGCCUCGGGGGUGUGGUGGGACAGAGAGGAACAUCCCCGUCGUGGCUGACCCUGAAGACUACAGACUGACACACAAACAGCGAUACUGGCAGGCUAAUGGCAGCCUGUCUGCUCGGUCUCAGGGGCCUGCUGCUGCUGAUGACCUGGGACACAGUGGGGAAGGAGAACGUGUUGACCAGCUCGCUGUAGAGGAAUGUGGCUAAGCUGUGGGGUGUGGUGGAUCGGCUCAGUGUGACCAGGUGAACAGACGGAGGGACUUUUGCUGCCUCGUUACUACACUUAGUGUGCUUUAUUCUGUGGAAGGCCACGUUGUCUCAGGUGAGUAUCGCUGGGUAAACAUUUACCUAGUAAACGCCUCUGGCACUGUGUGAUCUCAAAUGGGUGGCAGACUGUUGCUGUGAAAGUUGGAACUUCAUAACUCUGUGUAUGCAUUUUGCAAGCAACAUAGUCUUCAUGGACUUGCUGCAGGACUCCAGUCACAACAUGUGGGGUCUGAACACCCGCUUGAAGGGCUUCCUGGAGCAGGUGAACAGGCUGCAGGAGGCCAACCGGCGUCUGGAGGCUCAGAUAGCUGACUGGGGCGUCAGGAGCACCUCGCGCUCCCGGGACUGGUCCCAGCAGGAACAGACUGUCAAGGAGCUCCGUGCUCAGGUUGGUAAACUACUGAUGGAGAAUGCCCAGCUGGCAUUGCAGUCUGACAGCAUGAAGUCCAGAGCUGCUGCCAUCCAGGCCAGGUGUGAGACGGAGGAGAGGAACACCGUGCGUCUGGAGCAACAGGUCGCUCUCCUCAGGGAGUCAAAGAGGGAGGCAGAUCAGAGCAGCGUGACGCUGCAGGCAGACCUUCGGCGCUCCAUGACAGAGCUGCAGGAGAUGCAUCAGGAGUUUGAGGCAGCCCGGGCUCUACAGCUGCAGCGGGCCGACUCCUGCAAUGCUCUGUUAGAGACGGCCACAGCAGCAGCGAGAGGGGAGGAGGAUGGCACAGGGAUGGAGCUCACCCAGCUCCUCGACCGAAUCAGAGCGCAGUGUGAUCAGAACAGACUUCCCGGCCCGGGCGAGAGACACCUCAGCCUGGGUGCCGUGUCAUAUUCACUCCCUGGCUUGGUCGGGCCUAGCCGCUCUGGAGCAGCAGCAGCAGCAGCAUCCAGAACACCCAGAGGAGCUCUCAGUGAGGAGGAGGCAGCGUGGGCGCAGGUGAGCCUCGGCGGCGCUGCCCUGAGGGAGGCCCGGGCCGAGCUAGCUGAGGCCAGGAGGCAGUGGCACUCCCUGCAGGUGGAGAUUGAGACCCUACAUGCCUUGGAGAAAGGCCUGGAGAGCUCCCUGCAGAACACCCAGAGGCUGUACUCCAGCCAGCUGCAGGACCUUUCCCAGGUGAUCACGGGGCUGGAGAGCGAGCUGGAGCAGGUGAGGAGCGGGCUGGCCACCCAGCGCCAGCGCCACAGCCAGCUCCUCAACACCAAGAUGAGGCUGGAGCGAGAGAUUGCUACAUACCGACGUCUGCUGGAGCGUGAAGAGGGCAGGUACAUGGGUCGUAAUGGGCAGCCAAUGGGUUUGCAGCCCUGGAGGUCUUCCGUGGAGGAGCCAAAGGAGAACGGACUAGAGAAUGGCUUCAGUGACCCUGCUGUUACUCCGGACGAACCAAAGUCUGAGCCCCUUCCUGAAAUACCUUCACUCCUCCCAGCAGACAAUGGGCGAAAGAAAAGCAUACUGCAAAGGCAGCAAAGCCUUGUGAUACUCACAGAGCCAGAGCAAGAUAAAGAUUUGCCAAUCUCCACUGUGAAGACUCAGGAGAUUCUUCAGGGCAAUGUGGUGCGAGAGAGUGCAGAGGGUCAUGGCACCAUUGAGACAGAGAAGAUUGACAAGGUAAUAAAGCAGUGGGAGGGCUCUUUCUUCAGAGGGAAUCCCAAGCUACGCAAGAAGUCGGUGUCGCUGCGCUUCGACCUGCACAUGGCUGCAGCAGACGAGGGGUGUGCCCAGACUAAACAGGACUGCCUCCCUGACGUGGAGGUGUGUCUCAUCAUGAAGAGAUCUCGCAGCAUCCCAACUAUUACACAGUAACUCUGUCACUGGUUCAUUUGUGGUAACGCUGGUGAUGUCGAAGUUACAGAAAUAACAUCUGUGUCAUUGACAUCUGGGAUAUUACCAUCCACUACCAUCGUGCUUAAUAGGAAUUUCAAAUUACAGCAUUCAUUGAACUUUGCAUCACACCUGAUGACUGAAACAGAGAUUUCUCUCAUCAAAUCUUGACUCUGGCAGAAUAAGCAUUACAUGUGUGUUGAUCAAAUGGGGCCAUUUUUAUAGUACCAGAAAACCACAUCAAAUAUAUCAGACUUACAUUCAUUAUAAUACAGAGGAUAACAAUUUAAUGAAAACAUCUUUCUGUCAUCAUUCUAGAGGAAGAAAAAGUGUCUCUCAACACUGUCAUUAUUUCAGUAUGAGGUCACUGGACAAAAGAGAUUAUAUCGACCAUAUCAACUACAGCAUUUAAUUCAAAUUAACACCUGUUACAGGAGGCUGAGUGCACAGAUAGAUGGAGAUAAAAGGAGGUGUGGACAGAUCGAUAUGAGCUGCUGUGAACUAUCUAAGGGUGGAUUUAUUUUUUUUUUUCAUUAAGAGACUGUAUGAAAAUUAUUGGGGGGGUGGGUGUUCAGGGGGGGAAUAAUGUUUUUUUUUGUAAUUGAAUGUUAUCUCUCCAGUUAGCACUUAAUGUGUCACUAUCCAAUAGCAGCUCCCACCUUCACCUUAUUCUGCAUCUCAACAGAAAGCAGAGCAGUAAAAUAAAAUGUGUACAUUUUUUGGUCAAAAAAUAAAGUGACUAGAACAUAUAAUAGCUAACUCCACUUCUAUUGUGCGAGUUGAUGUGAAAAUUAUUAUUCCAUUAACACAUUAAGGGUUAAAUUGGAGCCCACCAUCUUAAAUUCUUUGUGCACUUUUAGUUAUCAUUAGCAAAAUGAAUUGUAACAAUUCGAUAGUUUUAUAUUACUUUAAGAUUUUGUAGGGAGGGUGUUGCAGUUUUUCUCUUAAUCAAGGGGAGGGUCCAAUGGAAAUAUUAAUAACGCUGGAGAUGCUUUUUUUUUAAAGUGAAACACAAUGUACAGCCCCCCCUUCCCACUCUAAUAAUUUUCGUACAGUUCCUAAAUGCUUGCACUGCAGACACAUACAGCACUUAGAUAAACAUCAGCACUGAGAGGUAUCCAGAGUGUGUGUACUUUGAGCGUCUUUUGUCACUGCAGUUCAUUCUCUAUGUGGAGAGAAAAAAAAUCUUGCAACUCAAACUGAUAAUGUAGCUACAUUUACGAUGCAUUAUCCCAAAAACAACUGCUCACUGUGAUCUUAACAGCAGUGGGGCUCUCAACCUUCACCACGCGUCUCAGAGAAUUUAGAUUCCCUGUCUAAACCAGAGGAGGGCAGUAUUUGUAAAUAGUUAACCCGGCAGUGUAUCUUCAAUGCUCAACUCGGGUUGUGUAGCACAUCUGUUACACCUUAGAAUAAGAGUUUUUAUGCUAAGUUUUGAGUUGGCGCCAAAGAUAUUCAAAACAAGAAAAGGGCCAUUGUGCAUUUGGGUGCCUCAGAAUAUGUUGAGAAUAUUUAAGAUAUUAUCUAUGCAGUUCUAUGCUUGAUUUUGCUUUGCUUCACGAAGCACACUCUUCAUUUUGGGAGCUCUGUAACUUCAGAAUGAAGCAUUAUGCUUUUAUCUAACAAUUUAUCAUUUAAAAAUAAAAAUAAAAAGAAAUA